AUGGCGCCCUCGAACUCCAAUGUCCCGACGCCCGUUCCCUUUCCGCAGCCCGACUCGCCCCAGCAGCCCUCCACGAAUGCGACUGCCAAUUCACCCACCACGCGCCGUUCACGAACGUCCACCAAUGCCUCGCUCUCGUCUGCAUCCACUCGUAUUCGCACAGCAAGCAUAAAGUUCAUGGAGGCGGCUCCUCCGCCCGGCAUGUGGGCGGCUACUGGUACUGUGGCAUCGAAAGCGCCUACACUUCAAGAGAUCCGGAAAGGCUCCUUUAGCACUUCAGGUUGGAACGAAGAAUCCCAAAGAUACCAAGCACAAAGGCGCUCAAGCCAAAGCGAGGAGGCAGGGCGAGACCUACAGAGACGGACGAGCAAUACACAGGGUGGUGCGGCACCAGAGAGCCCUGCGCGGCCGGGUUUGAGGAAGGGCACAAGCUCAUCGAAUUCAUUGAGGGCGAGGGGAAUGGAACCAUUCCCAGCCGUGACAGAAGAAGAGAUGAGCGCAUAUCCAACUCAGGACAUUCCGCCCGAAGAGGUUGCCUCUAAACCCCCUAGUUACGAAGGACCAGGGAAGGAGGCGAUGCAGGGUGCGGAAGUCACCGAGGAAUCUGAGAAGAGUAUGGAGAUGCCGCCUCAGCCCGUUACGCGAAAAGCCACGUACGGUUACAGACCUCCUCCUAAGGUCCCUUGGACGACAUCCACCGCGAUCGGACUUAAAGCCUUUUGGAGAUGGUUUCUUACGCCAGCCGGUUUCCUAAUCACUCUAUACUGCUUGAACGUGGUCGCAUGGGGCGGUAUGCUGUUCCUUCUCCUCUGCAACGCUGCCCCCGCCAUGUGCCAUCCAGACUGCAAUGACUUACAAUCGCCGCGAAGGAUUUGGAUAGAGAUAGACUCGCAGAUUCUUAAUGCGCUAUUCUGCGUCACUGGUUUCGGUCUUGCUCCUUGGAGGUUCCGCGAUCUGUACUGGUGGGGAUGGUGGCGGAUCGGUGGCCCAAAACGCAAGCAGACCGGCAUAAGAAGGCUGGCUGGGAUACAUCGAGGAUGGUUUCGCCUCCCUGGCUCAGACCAUCUACCUGAAGAUGCGUCUGCUGCGAUUGUCAACCCCGAAGAUCCGGCAAUACCGAUUCCCCACGCUAAGAUACCAGACCCGCCGCCAACCGGAAUCCACGCACCACCCACUAAAAGCUGGAAGAUGGACUUCGUCAUCUGGAUGAACGUGUGGAACACUUUCUUCCAGAUCGCUCUUUGCUUCUACAUGUGGCAUUACAAUAGAUACGACAGACCGUCAUGGGCGACCGGUCUUUUUGUAGCAUUGGCCUGCAUCGUAGCUGGGUUGGGAGGUAUCAUGAUGUUCCACGAGGGCAAAUAUGUCAAGAAAGUCGAAGGAGUCCCAAUGCCCGCUGGAUACCAGGAUGGACCGUCGGAUCUCGAAACGCAGUCUAGCAACCGUGAACAGAUAACGACAGUACCAGGCGAGGCGGCGAAGUCAUCCUGA
Messenger RNA from Trematosphaeria pertusa, 1491 nucleotides. RefSeq lists its product as uncharacterized. The transcript has 2 exons. The coding region runs from base 1 to 1491 and encodes 496 amino acids. The record is from RefSeq and is a predicted model, not a curated record. Lineage: Eukaryota; Fungi; Ascomycota; Dothideomycetes; Pleosporales; Trematosphaeriaceae.